AUGUUUAAGUCAUUCUUCAGCGAGCUGGCGUCGUAUGAACGCGAACUGGGAAUUCGUUGGAGCGACCAACGAUUGGAGUGGGAUUUUUGGACAGCACUUCUUUUUGCUGGGACUGUUUGUACAACUAUAGGCUAUGGUCACAUUUAUCCCAUCACAAAUAUCGGCAAAAUUCUCACUAUGAUAUUUGCCUUAUUCGGUAUUCCAUUGAUGUUACUGGUCUUGCAAGAUAUUGGUAAACUCUUAACAAUCUCUAUGAAAUACCCAUGGUUUCAAACAAAACGAAUUACCAGGCGGAUUUUGAGGUGCUGCACAAAACAAUCUCUGCGAGAAAUGCGUGAAAUUGAAGAGUGUGAGCGACAAGAUCUUGAAAUAUUCGAUCUUCCUCUAGUCGUUGGUGUUUCCUUGAUAUUCGGCUGGGUAGGUUCUGAUUUGCUCCUUGGUGUUAUCUGUCUGGGAUCAGAAGUGGACGUUACUUGA
Molecule: messenger RNA, 477 nt
Organism: Strongylus vulgaris
Lineage: Eukaryota; Metazoa; Nematoda; Chromadorea; Rhabditida; Strongylidae
Source: the annotation of a GenBank genome assembly